CAAAAUAUUUUACACAAAUAAAAUCCAUACCACUUUGUUAGGUAUGACUCUUAACGAUUUAUAAGUUGUUAUAAACAAGUUUCAAUUUUAUAAUUAUAAAAUAGAACUUCGUAAGAUAUAGUACAACAUACAUAGUUGGUGUGUACAUUUAUUUUGGAGGGAGGAUCGCAAAAUAUCUUAAAUUUGAUACUUUGAUUCCCCAUUUUUGGAGCUCGCAAAUCACACUAUACAUGAGAAAGUGAAGAAGGGGGAAAAGUGAAAAGCGAGACAUGGAUGAAACAGAGUUUCUGAACUCAAGCCCGACAGAAAAGAAGGGGAGGAACAAGUUUCCAUUGCUGAGGUAUGAAGAACUGCCGGAAUAUAUGAAGGAUAAUGAGUACAUCUUGAAUUACUACAGAGCUGAAUGGUCUCUUAAUCACGCCUUCGUUUCCUUGUUCUUAUGCCACAAUGAAUCUCUUAAUAUCUGGACUCACGUGAUUGGAUUUGUUGCGUUCUUGAUACUCACAGUUGCAAACUUGACAGAAUUUUAUCAAGUGGCCGACUUCAUUAACCUUUCCAAAUGGGUUUUUCCAUCGGAUACGGGUACACCACCAGCGCUAAUAGACACACCACGUUGGCCAUUAUUUAUAUUUUUAUGUGGUUCAAUGUUUUGCUUCGUAUCAAGUAGCUUAUGCCACCUGUUCUCUUGUCACUCACAACACUUAAACUGUCUGCUGAGUCAGUUAGACUACGUUGGAAUAGCAGUUAUGAUUAUCACCUCAUUUUUCCCUCCAAUAUAUUACCUCUUUCAGUGCGAUACCAUAUGGCAAUACGUCUACCUUACAACAAUAUCCAUACUUGGUAUUUUAGCAGUCAUUAUACUUCUUUCCCCUAAACGAACACGUGGGAAAUACCGAUUCAUUCGGACAAUAAUUUUUGUGGCAAUGGGUCUUUUUGGGGUAAUCCCUAUGAUCCAUGCUACCAUUGUCAAUUGGAACGUGCCUCAGAGGAAUAUUACUUUAGGGUUUGAAUCUGCUAUGGCUUUUUCGUAUCUGAUAGGGGCUAUGUUUUAUGCUACUCGGGUACCUGAGAAGUGGAAGCCUGGUUGCUCGAAGAACACACAGGCAGCUUUCGAUACCCAGAGAUUUGCUGCUUCUUCGUUUGUGAUUGUAGAAAUGGAGGAAAAUAUCAAUAACGGAGUUGAAGAACAAGAAUCCGAAAACCAUGAACAGACGUCUGUACCUGUUCUCAAUCCAUCAAUACCGUCCGGCGAGCAGACUGUUUGGGCCGACGUAGCCUCCCUUCUCGAUUCGGCUUGUAAUGAUCUUCAAGAUGGAGAACUCAUUCAUGGAGAUAAUUUUAAUCUUUUUGCAGCCAUGUCUGCUUUGGAGAUAAUGGACCCAAAGAUGGAUUCAGGCAUUGUUUGUAGAUAUUAUUCGGUUGAUGAAGCCAUUGAAGAUGGUGCUGCACCUAUCCCCUUGAGCUUUAACAAAACUGUAGAUGUUCAUUGUAUGAUCGAUGUCAUGGAUCAUAUGCUUUCAUGUGAGGCGACUUGGCACAAGGGUCAUUCACUGGCACAAACUAUUUUUUCUUGCAUUUAUCUUUUGAGACCUGAUAGAACACCAUCACAUGCAUUGCUUCAUUCUUACUGCACAGUAAUUCGUUCAACAUGCAAUGCGGUUAUUUCAGCUGUUUCUGAUUCACGCACACAUGAGGAAGAAGAUCUGUUUACUAUCACAUCCGGUCUUCCAUUGAAAAGAGAUGGAGAUGAAAAAUGCUUAUCCAUGCUAAAUGUUCUAGAAGAAACCAUUUCUCGUCAAUUACAUGCUUGUAAAGCUCCGUCACAUAAGAAAAGAUCGAUAGAAGACAUAGAGCCAUUACAAACAAAUCUUGAUCUUGAAGAAGGAUAUUGCAAAGCUGUGUUAUGUCGUUUGCGCUUUCGUAAGCAUUUUUACCAUGUCUUGUUAUGUUUGAGGCGACCCCAAGGAAGAGGAUUGGAAUUAGCAAGAAAACAUAUAGCUUCUUGCUUACUAGAGCUUGAUAGCAUUCUUAAAACAGAAGAAUUUUUAAGGGCAAACAACCGGAAUGGAAUGUGGGAGGAUGGAAUGGAAUCUGAAGAUAGUACUACUGCUUCUGGUUGUCAACCAAUCGGAUUUGAUUCCACUUUAAACAGUAGAUUAUCUGCUCCAACACCUCCCCGUGCAAUCAAAGUUUUUUGCUGGAAGAAAGCUGUUGAAUAUUUUCAAAAGCUCCUUCAUGAUUUAGAUAUUGUCUGUUCACAUCCCAUAGACCCAUUGCAUGAAGGUGCUUUGCGAUUUGUUGUAGAGUUUCAGAAGUUGCAACCUGAUUUAGUUGCUAGAUCUCAUUUACAGCUUCUACUAGUUCAAGAUGGGAAACUGUUUGGGCGUGAUCCUAUCUUCACUAUGAUUUGUAAAGCUGCUGCAAUACCAGAACUUGCAAAAAACCUUGAUAUACAGAAAAACGAGUCUUUUGUACAUCUUUGUCAGUUGGCGAUAACUUUGCUUAAAAUUUUGUGUACAAAUGCUGCAUGGCAAAGACGUCAACUUGGGAAAGUUUUACAAGAUUGGCGUAUCAUACACAUGCAGCUAGAGAUUGCUCUUAGAAAGGAGUUUGAAGAAAGCUCAAGUACAUCACUUGAUGAAAAUUUAUGCAUGAAGAUUUACAAAAACAUCCUUAAUUGGGUUGAGGAACAAACCUAUUGGAUAGCUUUUCGUUUCCUCAUAUUGGGAUUUGAAUUGGAGCUUUAUGCCCCUAGUGAAUACUGCAUGGUUUAUUGGUAUAUAUAUGUUAUCUUGAUCAAACUCGGUGAAAAAAUGCAUCUCAGAAUGAUCACAAACAGUGAAACCGCUAAGCGAAAAGGAAAGAAGAAAAGGGAGUCUAUGAAGGAUGUGGCAAGGGAACCUGCAAUCCCACCUGCAGUUUUGUUGCUUCAGUGCCAAAUAUAUCUUGCUGAAGGCCUCACAUUGAUGAUUUCUGCUUUGAGAAAUGAACAUGGAGUUUUUCAGUGUCGGGGACCAUUCAAUAGCGAGCAAGAGAGAUUUAUUCAGCAUUUUGAGCUGUUACAAAAAGCUUGCAUUCCUGAUCACGUCUCAUACUACACUUUUAGAGACUACACUGCCCAUUCACAAUUCGAUACCCUCAUCAUGUGCAAUUACUUCAAAGAAGCCCAGAGGAUUGCAAAGGAACUGAGGGGUAGUUUCGUCAAUGACAAAAACAAGCUGACAGAACUAAGACACAUAGAGCAAGUCGCAGAACACAAUGGUAUUGCUCUUAAUCUUGUAAGUCGGUUAGGGUCUCUUGAUCCAUCACUUAAGGUUUCUUUCGAAUUCAAUCAUCAUCCACACUUUGCAACUGCUGUUGUCAAGAGAUCUUGAUUUUUUUUUUUUUUAAUUAUUUUUUUCAUGAAAUUCGAUUGUUUUCUAGUUUUGCAAAUAGGUUUUCGCAAACAUUUUAU
Lactuca saligna is the source of this 3454-nucleotide messenger RNA. The record is from the annotation of a GenBank genome assembly. Lineage: Eukaryota; Viridiplantae; Streptophyta; Magnoliopsida; Asterales; Asteraceae.